GGUGACGUCACGGCUGCCAGCGGCAGGGCAGGCCGGCGGGCCGGGAGCGGCGCGGGGAGCGGGCGCUGAUAGAGCUCCGUCGCGACUCUUCCGCUGCGUGUCUCGUCACUCCGGCCUUGAGUUCUUCUCGCCUUUUCCGCUCGGCAGCCAUGGAUGCGCGGGCUCGUGCCAAGCGCUACGAGAAACUCGACUUCUUGGGGGAGGGGCAGUUUGCUACUGUGUAUAAGGCAAAGGACAAGAACACGGGACAGAUCGUGGCUAUCAAAAAGAUUAAACUGGGCCAUCGAUCAGAAGCUAAAGAUGGAAUCAACAGAACAGCUCUCAGAGAGAUAAAGUUGUUACAGGAGCUAAGCCAUCCAAAUGUUAUUGGUCUUUUAGAUGCGUUUGGACACAAAUCUAAUAUUAGCUUGGUGUUUGAUUUCAUGGAAACAGACCUUGAGGUUAUUAUAAAGGAUACUAGUAUUGUGUUGACACAAUCUCACAUCAAAGCAUAUAUGCUGAUGACGCUUCAAGGUUUAGAGUAUUUACAUCAACAGUGGAUUCUACACAGGGAUCUUAAACCAAAUAAUUUGUUGUUAGAUGGAAAUGGUGUUUUGAAAUUGGCUGACUUUGGCUUGGCAAAAUCUUUUGGAAGCCCAAACAGAGUUUACACGCACCAAGUAGUAACAAGAUGGUACCGAUCCCCAGAACUACUGUUUGGUGCUAGAAUGUAUGGUGUCGGUGUUGAUAUGUGGGCUGUUGGUUGUAUUCUAGCUGAGUUACUUCUCAGGGUUCCUUUUUUGCCAGGAGACUCUGAUCUUGACCAGUUGACAAGGAUUUUUGAAACACUGGGCACUCCAACAGAAGAACAGUGGCCUGGAAUGACAAACCUCCCGGAUUACGUCACGUUUAAGUCUUUCCCUGGAAUGCCUCUUCAACAUAUCUUCAGUGCAGCUGGUGAUGAUUUACUUAGUCUUCUACAAGGAUUAUUUACAUUUAAUCCUUGUUCUAGAGUUACAGCCACUCAGGCAUUAAAACAGAAGUAUUUCAGUAAUCGACCAGGACCCACUCCAGGAGAUCUGCUACCCAGACCAAACUGUGCUGCGGAAGCUGUAAAGGAGCAACAACACACACUUUUGAAUUUAAAAAGGAAACGACCAGAGGGAAUAGAACAAGGAUUACCAAAAAAAUUGAUUUUUUGAUCGCCAUGGAUGGUGGAUGAAAAUGAGAAUUCAAAUGACGUGAGUCCCAACCUUGAAAAACGCUGGAUGGUUAUUCUUAGAUUAUAUUAAUAUGUAAAAUGGUAAUAUAAUAUUUUAUUAAGAAAAGUGAAGUUUUUAAUUUUUUUUUUUUUAAAUAAAAUACUGCUUAAAAGAA
Messenger RNA from Gallus gallus (chicken), 1356 nucleotides. RefSeq names its product cyclin dependent kinase 7 (gene CDK7). Gene Ontology annotation, biological process: protein phosphorylation; positive regulation of transcription by RNA polymerase II. Lineage: Eukaryota; Metazoa; Chordata; Aves; Galliformes; Phasianidae. The transcript is spliced from 12 exons. Gene Ontology annotation, molecular function: RNA polymerase II CTD heptapeptide repeat kinase activity; ATP binding; cyclin-dependent protein serine/threonine kinase activity. The coding region runs from base 150 to 1181 and encodes 343 amino acids. Gene Ontology annotation, cellular component: cytoplasm; nucleus; transcription factor TFIIH holo complex. The record is from RefSeq and is a predicted model, not a curated record.